GACCUCCCUUUGUUGAUAAGUCGCGUGGAUUAUUUGUAGAGAAAAUCGGGAGAGAUGACGUAUCAGUUAACUCGGCUCGCAAUUUUGGCGAUUUCACUUGUGACGAUUACUUGUGCCAAUAAAUAUACAAAGAACCUGAAUAAAGAAUGGCACGAAGAUGAAAACAAUCCGUUCAGAAGUAUGAAAGUUAAUCAACUUUGGGAGAAGGCCAAAAAGAGGCUGUCUGGCCCCCGUCUGGCCGACUUGUAUGCAGAUCUGCGUGUCCAUGAUAAGUAUGAGAUGGAGCUGAAGAAGUUCCUGCUGGACGAUCUGGACAAGGAUGGGAUGAAGGAAGCGGAGACCAGGCUCCGGUUCAGGAAUAUUGUGAAGGAUUAUGGAAUGCUGGAGCAGUUUAAGCAUGUGGAUCCUGAGAUGUCCAAUGACAUUCCAACUGAGAGUGACUUUGACAAGACAAUGGAGUUAGGUGACAAGAAGCUGCAGAAGAUCUGGAAGAAAGCCUUGUUGUCUGAUCAGAUGUGGAAGACAAUUGUAGUAGAUGAAGAGCUGGACAAGUUAAGGAUGGAGUUUUGGCACCAACAGAUGAAGAUAGAUGAAUACAAUUCAGUGAGAGAUGACCUGAGUGAGAUAGAUGGCAACACUCUGGGGCGUACAAAGACAGAUGGCUUGGACUCCAUGUCCCUGAAGGAGAAGAACAAAGACCUGAAGAUGAGACACAAACAGAUCAAGGAUGGCUACUUAAAGCUGGAGAGUUUUUCCGUCAAUAAGAAUCUGGAGUUUGAGGAUCCUCGGGUCUACCAGCUCUGGGCAGUGGCCAAGAAAGCCAAUAUGUCCGAGGAUGAACUCACAUCUUUCAAGAAUGAAUUGAAACAUUUUGAACAUCGAAUCAGCAAACAUGAAUAUAUGAAAGACCAAGUACUGAUGUCCAAACAUGAACUGCGAGGGGAGGUCAAAGAUGGGCAAUAUCCAGAUAAACAUAGAAAAUUAGAAGAGAAGGCUGAUGAAUAUGGCAGAAAGGUGAAGAAAAUCCAUUCAGAUUUGAAAAAACAAGUUGAUAAAGCUUUCAACAGACAUACAGAGUUGUAGUGAAUGAAGGAUUGCGUUGGUCUGAAUAUGAAAUCUCUGUCUUCAA
Haliotis rubra (blacklip abalone) is the source of this 1129-nucleotide messenger RNA. RefSeq names its product alpha-2-macroglobulin receptor-associated protein-like. Gene Ontology annotation, cellular component: endomembrane system; endoplasmic reticulum. Bases 55 to 1083 code for a protein of 342 amino acids. Gene Ontology annotation, biological process: regulation of receptor-mediated endocytosis. The record is from RefSeq and is a predicted model, not a curated record. Gene Ontology annotation, molecular function: low-density lipoprotein particle receptor binding; heparin binding; receptor antagonist activity. The transcript has 8 exons. Lineage: Eukaryota; Metazoa; Mollusca; Gastropoda; Lepetellida; Haliotidae.